Ostrea edulis (European flat oyster) is the source of this 1512-nucleotide messenger RNA. RefSeq lists its product as uncharacterized. Lineage: Eukaryota; Metazoa; Mollusca; Bivalvia; Ostreida; Ostreidae. The transcript is spliced from 3 exons. The coding region runs from base 412 to 810 and encodes 132 amino acids. The record is from RefSeq and is a predicted model, not a curated record.
GCUAGGGUUCAUUACCGGAGUAUCCGGAGGAAACCCACGUGUCCGAGCGGGCGACCACCAUACCCUACCGAUCACGGGGAUCGAAUUCAGGUCACAGCGCUGAGAAGCGAGUUCAUUAUAGAAUUAUAGUUUACAGUACGUUCAUUACGAUACUUCUGCAAUUCAGUACAUGAUAUACACAGUAUGUAUAUUGCACGUUCAUUUUCUUGUGUAAAGCAUUGAUUGAAAAUCGAAAGUUCUAAAUUUUACAUGUUAUCUCAAUUUCUGUUUACCCUGUGGCGAUAACGCCCCACAAUCCUGCAUUCACUAAUUAUUUGUAGCACAAAGAAAGAUCUGGAUUUAUAUACCCAUACUAAACAACUGGUAGAUUGUCAUUUAACUCCAAAAAUUCUGGACUAAACAGCAGGGAACAUGGAAUUCAGAAGACUUGAUGUAUUUUUGUGCGUGUGCCUAGCGAUAUUUUCAGUUGCGUGGACCUCAAGCACCUCUUCCACCUCAUCUACCACCACUACAUCCACCACCACCACCACAACCACCACCACCACCACCACCACCCCUCCGAUAAGACAACCUAGCAGUGCAUCACACACUGGUACAACUUCCCGACCUGGAUCAGGAUCAGGAUCAGGUUCUGGAGGCCUAGUUUUCUCUAACUGUGGCAUGGGCUGUAAGAACAGACCGGUCCCUCCGCCAGUCAUCAUUGGCGCGAACUUUAAAGGAAUGGGAUCCAGUUCAGCUUCUAACACGAGUUUGGGAACUUGGAGCGUUGUUGUUGGCGUUUUCAUUAUAUCAAUUCUAAUUCUACAAUAAACAGAUGACUGUCAAGAGUUAUUUCUCUUUGAAUGGACUUUUCAAAAAAUCUAACUUCAUUUUUCACUUAUAUCAAUACAAAAGAUGUUAAAUGUUAACGUUGACACUGAAUGUAAAAUGUUUAUUCCUAAACUUAAAAAAUUCUUUGAAAAUAAAUUCUUUUCUGAACUUCAACAUAUUAACAACACUCAAAGUGGUAAGCUCUCAUUUUAUAGUACAUUAUUCAACCAUGAUGUUAUGAAACUAGAAAUCCAACCAUAUUUAUGUCUUCCACUUCCUAAGAAUUUAGUUUCUUAUCUUACCAAAUUAAGAAUAAGUGCACAUAAGUUGUAUGUAGAAACAGGUCGAUAUUGUAAUCCUGUCAUUCCUAGAGAAAAUAGAUUUUGUUUUCAUUGUCAAACUAUUGUUGAAGAUGAAAAACAUUUUUUACUUGAUUGUCCUGUGUAUGAACAUAUUAGAAAAAUGCAUUCAAAACUACUAGAUAUUAAUACCUUAUUUUGUUUACUAAAUCCACAUAACCUUGUAUCUACAAAACAAACCUGUCUAUACAUCAGAGACUGUUUUAAUGUUAGAAAUAAGUUUUCAACAGUUUGAUAUUUUGUAAUGUAUCAAUAUAUAUGUGUAUCUAUGUAUGGCUAACAACACAUUCUUAUAUAAUGUGCUUUAGUGCCAAUAAAGAAUUGAAUUGAAUUGAAUAUAUGA